Messenger RNA from Daldinia childiae, 1992 nucleotides. RefSeq lists its product as uncharacterized. NCBI's taxonomy places the organism in Eukaryota, Fungi, Ascomycota, Sordariomycetes, Xylariales, Hypoxylaceae. Gene Ontology annotation, molecular function: zinc ion binding. The record is from RefSeq and is a predicted model, not a curated record. The transcript has 2 exons. The coding region runs from base 1 to 1992 and encodes 663 amino acids.
AUGAUAUCAACUAGAACCCCCCAUGGAGGCACUAUUGACGGCCGCCAAGCCGUGGAUAGAGCCCCUACUAAUCACAUCGUGCCGAAGCCGAUCCCCGAUUCACAGACUCGGGAUCCCCGGAGAUACCAGCUGAAUCAGAUAAAAAGGCGGUUCGCUCCUAUAGAAAACACGUUGCAGGACGGAACAACAAAUCUACUAUUCCAGCUCAAACCAUCCGAUCCAGACUUUCCUUUCGAGCUAGAUUAUCUAAAAUGCGAGCUUCGGGUACCUGGCUUAUAUCCGGAGAGGCCUCCCGUUCUUCGAGUUAAGAAUAAGGAUAUCCCUCGUGGAUUUGCCGUCAAUAUAGAAAGAGGAUGGGUCAGGCUUGUCCAUGAAAAUCAAGACUCAACUCUAUUGGCUCUUAUCAAUGCUUUAGACAAAAACCUCGAAGCAUUUCUUUCGGAGCGAAAGGCCGAGACUAUAACUCUAUUAUCUUUUAAGGAUACGAGACACCUAGAUAGUCCAGCCGCUGCGUUAGGCGAGGCUUCAUCUUCAACGGUUAAUGCACAACCAAAACCUACUCCGGCACCUAGAAGACAGUAUGUGCCGGAGGAAUCUUUCACGGAAGAGCAAAUCGCCACUGCGAGAGCAAGGCGAGCGCAAGAGAUUAGACAGCUCGAAUCUCGAAUGUCCCGGAUGCCUCACUACCAAAAAUCUGCGGAUGGGAUUGUUUAUACUUUACCCUUAGAGCCAAGACGACGGAGUGAAUUGCCGAUGGAGUUACAGCAAAUUCAAUCAGUUCAGUUGAUCAUCCCCUUGCUUUACCCCCUACAGCCUUUGAGAGCUCUGCUUAAUAACGUUGAGUCACAAGAUGCUGAGGCCCUAGAAGAAAUAUUUGCGCAAAGGGCUGCUCAACAGAAGCAGAUGAAUUUGACAAGUCAUCUAAAUUAUCUCUCACAGAAUAUCCACACAAUGGCCAAACAGGCUCACGCAGCUAAAAUUCAACCCGAGGUGGUUUCGAAAAGUGAUAGCGGGGUGACUGAUACCACAGCUCAACAAACGGCAGCUUCGAAGGCUGCUAAUGAUGAUGGAAGAAGUCACAUCCAUGUCGUUCCUCGUCCUCCAGAGUGGAGCUAUGGUAAUGAAUCGGGAGAAUCAGACAACUCUGACGAUGAUUUUUGGGACUCGGAGGAUGAAUCUGACGACGGGGGUGCGGCGACCGGCAUACGGAGCGAAGGCGUCUCGGUUGUUACGCAGCAGGCCGAAAAGGGCACGGCGAUGUCGUUCCCAUCAAUCGAACUACACGGUAUCGAGCUACUCCAAGUAUCGAUAUUAAACCUUAGCGUGAAGUGCGAGCGCUGUAAGACAUUAAACGAGAUAACGGGGUUAAAACCAGAGGUGGAAAAGACAGGCAGCUGCAAAAAGUGCGCCACAGCAUUUACAGUUAAGUUCCGUCAAGAGUUGGUGCACCAGAGCUCGACCAGGGCCGGGUUCAUCGACGUUGCUUGCUGCACCGUCGCCGACAUGCUUCCUAGCACAUUCAUACCUACAUGCUCCCGAUGUUCGACGCCGAGUCAGGGGCUAGUAACCGUCCGAGGAGACGCCAUCACCAACGUGUGCCGGGAGUGCCACGCCAAGUUCACCUUCAAGAUCCCAGAGGUCAAGUUCCUCGCCAUCAGCCACGGGUCGCUACCGCCACCAGCAGCCGGGCCACGGAAGCGCGUGGAGAAACUAGGUCUACACGCAGGCGACCCGCUGCCCGAGAAGGGCACGUGUGGACACUACCGGCGGUCGUACCGGUGGUUCCGCUUCUCGUGCUGCGCCAAGGUGUACCCGUGCGACAAGUGCCACGACGCGGCCGAGGACCACCCGCAGGAGUGGGCGAACCGCAUGGUGUGCGGGUGGUGCAGCCGGGAGCAGAACUACGCGGUGGAGGCGUGCUUGUUCUGCGGGCGCAGCGUUAUCGGGAAGAAGGGGAGAGGGUUCUGGGGGGGGAAAGGGAACUCGGGAUAG